Messenger RNA from Porites evermanni, 6733 nucleotides. Lineage: Eukaryota; Metazoa; Cnidaria; Anthozoa; Scleractinia; Poritidae. The record is from the annotation of a GenBank genome assembly.
GAAUCAUCGUCAACUUCACCUAAAAAGAAACAUAAGCGCAAGCACAAAAAGCACAAGAAGAAGAAGGAUCAUGGCCCUGAGGGAUAUGAUGAAGAGCGCAAAAAGGAGAAGAGCAAGGAUAAAAGCAAAUCUCGGGAAAAAGAAAAGGAUGUUGACAAAAGUGGUGGAAGAGCUGUAAAACUUAAAAUCAAGCUUAGGGGUGAAACUGUGGCAACAACACAGUGAGUUACCUUCCUUUUUUCUGUGUUUUUUUUAAAUUUGUUUUUCAUAUUUAAUUCCUCAUUUAUCACACUGUUAUAAGCUAAAGAUAGUAGCAGCUAUGACUCUGUAUUGUAUUUUCAAGGAUUAAUAAUGUUAGCAAAGAAAAGAAGAAGAGAUGAAGUCUAUCUUCUCAUUGUUUCCAAUUGAUGGAAAUCGAUGAUCGGAAAACCAAUCAAUCAAUAAUAUUAAUAUCAAUCGAUAAAAUGAGUUAAUUGGUAUCAAUUGGUAUUGGUCGGUAUCGGUCAAUCGAUGAUCAAUCGAUAACCACACAAAAACAGUUCAUCGAUUGGCACAAUUCCGACCCAGUCUUCUCAAUGCAAAGAGUAUACCCCAUUGCUCGUGUACUUGAAUUACCCACUUGCCUCGGCAUUUCCAGUCAAUGGAAAUCAAUGAUCGGAAAACCAAUCAAUACCAAUUGAUAACCACACAAAUCUUUGCAAUUGAUUGGUCAUCCAUUAUCAGUAUCAAUUGAUUGAUUGAUAUCGAUUGGUAUUGAUUGAUAUAGAUUGUCACUGAUUGGAAACACCGGGAUAUCUUACAUAGCUUUUAACAAAAUCAUAUUUGAUGAUAAAAGAGGUUGGUGUUGCAAGCACUAGUAUGCGAUGCUCAUCAAUGAUCUAUCCCAAUUGAGUAAAAACAUUAAUUUUAUUUUGCCAAGUUUUUGCCUCAAGUUGUGUUUGGAGUGUGUUGUAUAUUUUAAAGCAACAAGGCAAAUAAGAAAUUAUACCUAGACUUACUGUGGUUAAAGUUGUACUCUUACAAGUCAGGUAGGUUAUACUCCAUCUUGCUACGUUGUACGCAGUAAGUUACGGGUAGUGGUAAUAUAAGGGAAGUUAUUCUUGUUUUCAGAAUGGCUAAGAUAGUCCAUGUAAAAAUACCAGAACCAGUGAUAACCAGUGGAGAAGAAGAAGAGGCAGAGGAGGAAAAUUACCAGCCAUCUUGGCAAGGUUAGUUCAGAUUUACUAGCUGAUCACAAGGGUUUCUUUUAAUCACUGAUUGUUAGCAAAGUGGUUGCUGGCAUUUCUCUUGAAAACAGACCUCUUCAGAGGUGGAUCUAGGAUUGUAUGAAGUGCAUUAGAACCAAAAUUGCUGUGACACAAUAAUCAAGAGAGAUUAUUGAAGCAUUAAUUUGAUAACCAUUUCUUGUUAAUUAUUUCCUUAGGAAGUGAAAAAGAUGAACCUGAAGUUACGGAAAAACCUGUUGAUGAUUCUGAUGAGUAAGUUAUAUUUUUUGAAAUAAUAUUAACAAGAGAGAUCAGUCAUGUCCAGUUGACAUGAUAUGAGUGGAAAAAUGUGUUUUACAACUCGUGUGGGUAGACAAGUUGUGUCCACUCAACUGAGUUGUCGGAAAGUGGAAAGUGCAUCUCAUUACUUCACUGAUACAACCUGGCGACCAUUGCAGUGACUCUUGCUUAAGCUAACUUGCUCUAAAUUUCAUGUCUUCUUAAUGAAAUGCAGUUGUCCAGUUGUAUGACUCGUAUAACCUGACGACCAUUGCCAUGACCCUUGCAUAAGCUACCUUUCUCUAAAUUUCAUGUCUCCUUAAUGAGACGGAUUUGUCCACAUGACAACUCCAUCUGUCGAGUGGACACAACUUGUCCCCUCAUAUGAGUUGUAAAACAUUAUUUCUCCCCUGGUAUCACAGGGCUCAAAACUAAAAAAAUCCUCAGGUCACCUCUUGAUGACCAAAUGGAGAAAUAUACUCGCCAGAUAUAAAUUUUAGUCGCCAGUAUGUAUUGUAUUGUAUUUUUACUCCAUCCUAUAGAUAAUACAUUAGUUGUACAAUAUCAAUUAAUACAAAGUUGCUUACACUACGUGUACAUAAUAAUAAUAAUAAAAGAAGAAAAUUAGAAUGGAGAAGGGCACAUUAUAGUAAAACUAAAUGACAUAGCUUAUAGUAUGGCAGGAUUCAUCAGAUUUGAUUGAUUGAAAAUAUUGCAGACAGAAGUCAGCAUAUGCUUUACUCUUUUAAUUUAAAAUAGUCUAAAUCAUAGAGAAAUCAGGUUGCCAAAACCAGAUUUUUUAGUCGCCAUGGAGAAAAAUAAUGUUAGUCUCAUUGGCGACCAUAUCAGUCACAAUUUUGAGCCCUGUAUCUUGUCCACAGUAUUGGACAACCUCCACAAAUGUGGGACUGGUUGAAGAUGUGUCUGGAAAAAAAGUCCCAGUGACAUCUGACAAAUAUUGCUCAAUUCUCCUUUCCAAUUACCUUUUGUUCGCUCGUGAAUAAAAAAGGUGGAAGUGAGUGUUUUUUUUGUGGCACCCCUUUGAGUUUAAAGUUGAGCAAAAUAAUUGUUGCUGAUUUUGGUGAUAAUAAUAAUUAUUAAUUUUGCAGCCAGGAAGAGCAGAAAUGGUUAGAUGCAUUGGAAAAAGGUGAACUAGAUGACUUUGGUCGAGUAAAACAGGACAAGGAUGUGAGCAUGAUGACUGCCAGACAGGUAUUAUUUUUUAAAAUUCUUAACCAUUCUUUUUUUUCUAAUAUAUAUUUUUUUAUUAAAUAACCAUAAAACCUGGUGGAGAUAAAGAAGCACCUUUUUGCCCUGCAAGUCCUAUGCACUGCAAUACAUUUGUGGAAAAUAUUGUUAUUCUCUCCUAAGAUGUAUGCAAAUUCCUCAUGCAAAGCUUUUUGAAACAUUUGUUUUAUUAAAAUGGUUCCAUUCAUUAUCUUUUGAACACUUCAUCUUUAUGACGUUAAUACUGGACUGACUAACAUGACUGUAUGUUAGUGUUAUUCACUUGGUAUGAUUUUGUUUACAAGUAAGCUUUUUGUUUAUGAUAAUGGUUGUAUUUUCAGAGAGCCAUGCUUGGGCAUGAAAUCGAGGGAGAGAAUCAACUCUUGGAAUUGCCAACAGGUAAUUAUAUAUAAUAACUAUUAUUUUCUUUUUGUUAGUUUUUUUUACAGUUGCUAAUGAUAAUAAUAAUAAUAAUAAUAAUAAUAUUAUUAUUAUUAUUAUUAUUAUUAUCAUUAUUAUUAAAGUGUGUUUCUCCAUUGUAUGGUCUGUGAUACUAUGCUUGAGAGGCUCAAGAUCCAGAAGACGACAGCUAGACUUUGUUGACUCAGAUUUACAGAUCGAAAACAUUAGAGCCUGCCUGAAUUAAUCUAUUUUUUUUUUUAGGAAUAUGAAGUUUUAAUCUUUUUAACUUGUUUCUUUUUAAUAUCAGAGACGGAUAAUUUUCUUUUGUCAUGACGUAAUUUUAAACACUGGACUGCCUGCAAGAGCCAUUGAUCGCAUGUGAGCCUUAAGGAAUCGUUAAUGACACAGUGAUUGUUUUUUAAUGAUUUGUAUGAUUCUUAAUGUUGUACAGUGCUUAAUUCUUACUUCAAACAUUUCUGUAAGUUAUGUACAUAUUUUUAAUUUUUAUUGUUAUUAUUAAAAAAAUAUAUUAUGUAGUAUAGGUCACCUUGUUUACAGUGUGUAAUUGUGCCUUCUGCCAUAUGAUUCACAGAACCAAGAAGGAAGAAUGAAGACACAGAAGAGGCCCAAAAGAGGAGAAAGCAAAGAGCAAAGAAGAGAAAACAACAAAUGCAGAAAAAGAUUGAGGAAAACAAGGUAUAUUUUUUAACAUUCAAGUAUCUAGAACAUCUUUUAAGCAUUCACUGAAGUUACUGUUCAUUUUAAUGUUUGCAUUACAAUUUAAAGUUUUUUUAAAAUAAUACAAAAUUAAAAUAAACAAGAAAUUGUCUGGUUUCUUUGCAGGCGCAAACAGUCAAGAAACUGCUGGAUCGAGAAGCUUCUAGGUCCCGUAGAGAAGAGGAGAAGGUAAUACCAACCUGUAAUAAGCAGGGAUAAAUGUAGCUAAGGAAAGGCUAAGCAGGCUUAGGCUUAUUUGGUAGUCAAGCCAGCUUUUUUACUCAACUGUACCUUCAAAAUUGCCUCACAUCUUUCGUUUCCAGAGAGAUUUGGGCCGGUGAUAAGCUUACUUUCAGCCAGGUAAGUUCACUGGUACUCGUCUGUCAGCUACAUCCCUUAAAAAGGCAGGUUUUGUCCUUGACCAGGAUAGAGCAAGGAAACAACUCCCAAUAACUCGAACCUUCAAGGGCAAUCGAAAAAGGUUGGAGUUAUCGGGAGCUCGAAGAAAAUAGCCGUUAGUAAGGAAAAGAACAGUUUUUACUGCACAGUGAACAUUUUAAUCACAUUUAAUUGUAGAAAUUUCAAGUGAAAAUUAAAAGAUACUUCUAGAUUGAAUCAGAACGUAACGUAACAAAACAUAAUCUAAACAGUUUUACUGUUUUGAGAGGUAAAGCUGUUUCGCAUUAGAUUUGCGACAAACAACAUCAGCUUUUACUAGUAAACUAUACUCCUACAACACGUCAAUGGGAAACUCAAAAUUCCAAGUUUCAACGCCAGUAUUCUGUAUUUUCCCCGACGUUUUAAGGGCUGAAAACAUGGUUCGAGUUAUCGAGGGUAAAAUUGUAUAGAAAUGAUCUGAGGGGAAACAAAAACUACUUGGAGUUAGCGGGAGGUUUGAGUCAUCGAGGGUUCGAGUUACUAAGGGUAAAAUUACCGUAAAUGUAUAACAGAAAUCCAGGGGAAAUCGAUUUUGGUUCGAGUUAGCGCGAGGUUCAAGUUAGCGAGGAGUCAACUGUAACACCAGACAAGCAAGCAGUCUCAAAACCAACCAUGGCGGAGGGAUGGGGUUUGAAUGCAAACUUGAAUUCUAGCUUGUUUUUUGUACUAGACUCUCGUAAUCUGCUUGCCGAGGGCCAUUGCUUGCUUGUGGCACACUGUAGUUAAUAGAGAGGAGAAGUUGUUACGUCAUGUUGCCAUGGUUGCAAAAUUUCUGGAUGACAACAAACCGAAAACAUUACCUAAAAAGUGAAUUCGCACUGUUUCAAAAAGUCAUGGAUCUUAUUCAAUUUCAUUUAAUUUGUGCAGAUGUUUGCAAAAUUUUCUGGGGUUGAUCUCAAAGGACCAUAUCAAAGUUUAGAAAAAGGAAGAGGAAGUUUUUAUGUUGUGUUCACCUACUCCAUGAAGUGAGUGCGUGAAAUUAGGAAUCGUGCAACGGCGGCUAGGAAAUGUACAAAAAAGCAUGAUGCACAUAAAAAGUUUUUGUUUUGCUAAUAUAAACCUAUUGCUUUUUGGCCGUCCUCGUUGCUGUCACUGUCAAAGUUGCUAAUGCUUCAUAUUGUUGUGAUCCUAAAAUUUUGCUACCAUGGUAGCGUGAUGCCACACUUCUCCUCUCUAUUACUUAAAGUAUUACAUGAUGACUUGCCUGGAACCUUUCCCAUUAGGAAAGUGAACUUAAGAAGCUACUUGUCCUUCAAGAAAAAAAAAUUGAGCUGUCACAGGGGUAUGGGUUUGCAGUGAAUAGAUUGUCACCUAAGUGUUUUUCUUUAGGCCCGUCGUAAAAAGCAAGAAGUACCCCAUAUAAGAUACAUCAGCAGUCGAAGUGGAUUCGCUCUGUCCUUCUCACAGGGACUUGAUUUCCCAUUACAAAUGCAGUCAUCUCGAGGGUAAGCUUAUGAUUUCUUUUAUAAAUAAAAUAAAUAAUGAUUUAGAGGUAGCACAUCCACAUAGUGGUUCUUCAUCUGCCUGAUUCCUGGUCAAAUUGGAAUUUGGUUCACCAAACAUUGGUUUUUGAGGAGAGGGGAAAACCAGAGGACCCAGAGAAAAACCUCUUGUAGCAAACGAGAGAACCAACAAGAAACUCAACCCACAUAUGGCAUCGAUGCUGGGAUUUGAACCCGGGCCACAUUGGUAGGAGGUGAGGGCUCUCACCACUGUGCCAUCCCUUGCUCCCCUCUUUUGAAGAGCAGAUAGCCCAGGAUGCACUAAAAUUGACCCUAUUGUUUUAAAUCUUUAACUGGAUUCAUAGUAUUGAAAAAAUUAAUUUAAAUUAAUUAAAUUAAUUUCACUUCAGUAGUUAUUUUCCUGAAAUCUACUUAAAGUUUAUGUUACACUAAGGUAAAAUCACAGUGAACUUGGACCUUUUCUGUCACUGUUAGUGUUUUAAUUAAGACAGGUUUCAGUUUCCUAUCUUGACCGUUGUACUGGCAUGCGUGAGUUUGCACGCAUUGCCAUCUAUUUUUUUUCACCCGGUUACCAAAAAGAAUGCUUAGUAUGACUGUUUUUCUAUGCACAUUAGAGAAUAAGAUAGGGGAACAAAAACAAGGCAUACAUGUAGGAGUCUAGAAGAGAGGAUAUUUGUUGCUGGUCACCCAUCCAGUUCCUAACUCCACCCAACAGGGUUUGACUUAAGUGACCCUAAUCCUUCCAAGAUUUGCAAGAUGUUUCUAGUAUAUUGCUCAAUAGUAGUAUAUUCUUUCUGGGUGCUUUACUAUGCUUCACAAGCUCCAAUGCUAUUUGAAUAUUUUUUCUGUAAUUAUAGGCCAGUAAAAACAAGACCAACAUGUGCAGCUCAGGGAUGCAAGAAUUUAAAGAAAUAUGCUUGUUCUGGUAACAAUCUCCCAGUCUGCAGUAUGGAAUGUUACAACAAGGUUCGGUUUAUUCCUGUGCAGACAGCUGUUGUGUAA